This is a messenger RNA of Vigna radiata var. radiata (mung bean), 1822 nucleotides long. RefSeq lists its product as uncharacterized. The record is from RefSeq and is a predicted model, not a curated record. Gene Ontology annotation, molecular function: acetylglucosaminyltransferase activity. The transcript is spliced from 3 exons. Lineage: Eukaryota; Viridiplantae; Streptophyta; Magnoliopsida; Fabales; Fabaceae. Bases 232 to 1716 code for a protein of 494 amino acids.
CAAAAUCAUAACCACAAAAAGGAUAAUUAAACCUUAAACAUAUACUAAAAAUUCAUGAGAUUUGUAUGAACUCCACAGGAAUUAUGCGGAUAGAUCUGCAUAAUAAGGGGCCCAGAAGAGGUUCCUUUUGUUCUGUUCUGUUCUGCUAACUCUCUUUUUUCACUCUUUCUGCCUCUUCUGUGCACAUUUUGCUGUUUGAUUAUUUUGGUAAAACCUUGAAACCAUCGUUUCAUGUCCACCAUGAAAAGAAACCUCAAGGAUCAAGAACACUACUUCCACUCUUCAUGGACCAUAGCAAAACUAAUCACCUCCUUCUUCCUCUUGGUUUCAAUCUCCUACCUCUUCUACUCCCUUGGAUUCAUAACUCAUUCACACGAUUGUCCUCAAAAAAAGCCUUACCCUCUUUCCACAACCACACACGUUUCCAACACCACCAUCACUCCUCCACCACCUCAGCACACAGCAAAACCCUCUGAGAAAACCAACAUUUCACACAUAGUGUUUGGCAUAGCAGCCUCUUCCAGGCUCUGGAGGCAAAGAAAAGAGUACAUGAAGCUAUGGUGGAGGCCAAACGAGACAAGGGGAAUAGUGUGGCUAGACCAAGAAGUGAAAAGUGAAGCAGGUGAUGAGACCCUCUUGCCAACAUUGAGAAUAUCGAGUGAUGUCUCAAAGUUCAAGGUGAAGAAUCCAGGUGAGGAGUUGGGGGUUCGUAUAUCUCGAAUUGUGUCGGAGACAGUGAGGCUUGGGAUGAAGAAUGUGAGGUGGUUUGUGAUGGGAGAUGAUGACACUUUCUUUGUGACUGAGAAUUUGGUGAAGGUGUUGCAGAAGUAUGAUCACAACCAGUUUUAUUACAUAGGGGCAAACUCAGAGAGCCACUUGCAGAACAUUCACUUUUCCUAUAACAUGGCUUAUGGGGGUGGAGGUUUUGCCAUAAGUUACCCUUUGGCUGUGGCAUUGGAGAGAAUGCAGGACCAGUGCCUUCAGAGAUACCCUGCAUUGUUCGCCUCAGAUGAUAGGAUCCAGGCUUGUAUGGCAGAACUCGGUGUCCCUCUCACCAAGGAAAUUGGCUUUCACCAGUUUGAUGUAUAUGGCAGCGUGUUUGGGCUCUUAGCAGCACAUCCCGUUACACCUUUAGUUUCGAUGCAUCACUUGGACGUGGUUGAGCCCAUAUUCCCGAACGUGAACCGUGUGGAGGCCCUACAGAAGCUUAUUGGGCCCAUGAGACUGGACUCCUAUGGGCUCAUGCAGCAAUCCAUAUGCUACGACAGAGCCCGGCACUGGACCGUUUCCGUUUCAUGGGGUUAUGCGGUUCAAAUAUUCCGGGGCAUUUUCUUGGCCCGGGACAUGGAGAUGCCCGGCAGAACCUUUCUGAAUUGGAUCCGGCGGGCGGAUUAUACCGGAUUUCCAUUCAACACGCGCCCUUUCAGCCGGAAUGCUUGCCUGAAACCUUUUGUUUUCUACUUGGACAAUGCCAUCUACGAUGGGGUUGCUGAUGAGACUGUCAGUGACUAUGUUCGGGUCCAGCCCAACCCGGAUUGCAGGUGGAAAAUGCCAGAUCCGACCCAAAUCUCAAUGAUUAGGGUUUAUAAGAAACUCGAUUCGCAUUUGUGGGACAAGUCUCCGAGGAGAAAUUGUUGCAGGUUUCGACCAACAGAGGAGGAAGGAAGUAUGGUGAUUGAAGUGGGAGAAUGCAGAAAAGAUGAAUUUGCUAAUUAAUGUUUAAUAGGAUUCAGCUAAUAAUAUUCUUAAUCGUGUUCUUCAUUCUUCUUUUUUUUUUUAUUUGUGAUUUUCAAAUGAUUUUGAGAACUUCAUAGCGUGUAAA